Messenger RNA from Spirodela intermedia, 3310 nucleotides. Lineage: Eukaryota; Viridiplantae; Streptophyta; Magnoliopsida; Alismatales; Araceae. The record is from the annotation of a GenBank genome assembly.
AUGGUCCCGGCGCUGCUGACCAACCACACGGCCGUCGCCGCCGGAUGCCCGAGUUACCAGCAUCCUGACCGGCGGUUCAACGGAGGAAAGAGGUCGCGGAGCCGGGUGAGGUGCUGCUCGUCGCCUCCGGCGGCAGCACCGCCUCUACCUCUUCAGUCGAGCAAGCUCAUGAGCAGGAGAGCCGCGGCCGCAGCGCUCAUCGUCUUCCAUUACUACUUCUCCUCCGUCAGCCGUUGGCUCCUCUAUCUUUCUUCAUAGUGCUACGGAAUGGCGGAUGAUUUCGGAAGCCGAUUGGUGAUUUAUGGCCUAUUUUUCCUGCAGGUGCCGAUGCCGGUAGUCCCUUCGACAAGUACGUAAAGAGGUGAGGUUUUUCUCCUCCUUAUGCAACGAAUAAAGAAAUUUUUUUGAAUGUGUUGGUUGUACAAUUGUUCGCCCCCUCGCUUUUCUUCUAAAUAUUGUGGUAUUGGUUUAAUAUAGCGUCAGUGGGUGUUUUAAUAGGCUGCGUGAAUCAUACCCAGCUUGGAAAAGCGUUUUCCUCACUCAAAGCUUGCUCAUAUGAAAAAUCAAUAUGGCAUCUUAAAGUCCCUGAUAUUGACAUUAUAAGUUCUCAUCGAUUUACUUCUCCUCGCAUGCCCAGCUACAUAGGCUAUUGGCCACUAGAAAUUCAAAAUCCAAUGCAUGCAUUUUUUUUCUCUUUUACAUGAAUGUUGGCGUUUAUAUUAACGGGUGGGUGUGCACACAAUAAUGUAAUAUUCACUGCCUAAUCUUUUCCUGAACAGUGAUGAUUUAUUGUCUUCUUCCUUCCAUUUUCCUGUAAACAAUGUUGCAUUUUUUGGGUACCUUUUGAUUGAUUUUGAGUAGAUUUUUUUAAUUCAAAUAACUCAAUUUUUUAUUAUCAAACUGAGUCGAAUCCCCUGCUCUGAUGCGAUUAGCUUGUAAGCUCUCUUAAUAUGGACCACAGUAUGUCUAGUUGAAUUCACGUUUCCUAGCUUUUUGAUGAGUUCUAGUGCAUCAUCAUGAGAAGCCAGUAAUUUAUGCGAUGCAAUUUUGGCUGUUCUUGCCCCUGGUCAUUGAUUAUUUUUGGUUGCUGUUUGUUCAUGCCAACUUUCUACCAGAAAAAAGCUUGAUCCAUUGGAGACAUACGUACCUGCUGUUAUCUUGACGCAGGCACAGUUCAAAUACUUGGGUAAUGUCCUCUUACUUCCUCUGCAAUUCAUCUUUGUAUUCAUAAACUUUAGAAAUUUAAACAAGGCUACGGUUAACGAAUAAGAUUAUGAAUUAUAUAGUCAUUUAUUUCGGGUGACGAAGCAUGGAAAUAAACAAAAAUCAUUUGAUGAACCUAUGCCAUUGAUGUACGUUCAUCCAUUCUGUCGUUUCAGAUCAACUUCUGUUUUGGCAAUUGGACUAAAUAUGGGUGGACAGACAUGAAUCUGGAACAGAUUAUCUCCCCUUGUUUAUUUAUGAAAAUCCCAAGAGCAGAAAAUGGCUCACUAUUGGCCCUUUGUUAGGAGUAUCUUUUGUCAGGUUUAUUCCUGUUGCCAGAUAGUUGUGAUUUGAUGCGCUGGGGACCAAUGCCCGUUUCUCUUGCCUAUUUAUUAUGUUGCCAGCGAAGUUUAAUUUGGUUUAAUUCAACAGAUUUAUCUCGUUUCAUUGUUAAAAUGAACAACUUAUUGGGAUUCUAUCUGAUAAAAUUUCCAUUUUAUCUUGGAUUUCUUCUAUAUGAUUCAUAUUCAACAGCAGGGUUUUCUGGCUACAAAGUUUUUAAGAAUAUCAUUUUCAAGCUCUCCAUCAGUUAAUAAAAACUAUCAAUCUUUCACUAGUACUUUCCCUGGAAUAUUUUUUUCGUUCUCCCACUUAUUAUGUUUCCUUUGAGGAUUCAGUUUCAUUUAACAUAUUUAUCUUGCUUGGUCAUCAUUAACUUAAAAAGAAAACUUCAUGGCAUAAGAUCUAUCGGAUUAAUCCACUAUUUUAUCUAUAAUUUCCAUAUGUUUCACUUUUCAAUGCGAGAUUUUUUCAAACUCUUUAUUCGUCAACCCGUGACAGUUCAGAAAAACUAUCAUUCUUUCCCGGAUUUUUUAUGAUAAACAUGCUUGAACUCGAAAGAGCAUUUUCCUUCGAUGCCUAAGAAAGUUCGAGCUAUUCUAAAUCUUCAAACGUGCGCAGAGACAUCCUUGGAUCUUGAGAAGCCAGAAUAUGAUAUCACCAGAUCUCUGCUGCGUUCUGGCCCUGCAGCGUCUCUGCGCAUAAAUAUUCGUGCGGUAUGCCUUCUUCUCUUAGAUUUCUAUGAUUGUUUUUCCUUUCCUUAUAUAGCAUUCCAUCAAAAGCCAUUCAUAUUUUGCUGGGUUUGGCUGAAAUUUGGGAAAGACGGCACGUAGAGCAAAUAGAGAUUACAACUUGUUUUUCCUCCUCUCCCAUCACAUGCAAUCUGUUCUUUCUUGUCCAUAUUAAUCGCCCUCUCCCUCCCAUCUCCUUUUCUCUUCCUCAUUCCUCAUCUCUCUUCCUCCCUCUCUCCCUACAUCAGAUUCGUCCUGAUCUCCUUUCCCCUCAUCUCUCUAUCUCCCAUUUCUCCCUCUCUCCCCAGUUUCCUCUCUGCAAUUCUUCUCAUUGUUUUUACCCAGACAGUUCUCCAAGAUCAACCACAUCACUGAAAAACAUCUACCAUGGAAAGGUAUUGGCAGGGUAGAAAUAAAGGGGAAAAGAAAAGAGGCUCAGUAUUUAUGUAGCUGAAUUUUCUUCGGAAUUAUAACAGAUGGCCCAGUACGCAUCAGAGGAUGGUAAGGGCAAGGCAGCGACCGAUGCUGUUGACCAGUGCCUCAGGUGAGAUCUUCCUAUUCUGGAGCCCUUCUCCACCGGGUCAACCUCCAAAGCCCCCCUCUUCUUCUUCAGGGCUUAUUUUAUUUGACUAAGAAGCUCUUCGAUUUAUUCAGGGCGCUGGAAGAUCUCGACUCACUGCUACUCCAUGCCUCAAGGAAUGAUUCCUCUGCCUCUGUUGGAGUGAUGAGGCAGAAAAUAAACACGGCUCUAGUCGCAUUGGACAAGUGAGUUCUCAUUUUUCCCAUCAUGGAUAUUACAACUUGAAUAUGAAAAAUCUGGCCCAACAUCUGGCCCUUCUCUCUCUCUCUCUCUCUCUCUCUCUCUAGAUCUAAAGCUCUUCUCUUCUGGUUGUAGCCUGCUGGAGACUGUCCCAGCUGCAGUGCUGGACAAGGGGAAGAUCAUUGCGGACUCAUACCUGACCCACGUGGACCCCACGGAAGGAAGUAGGGCCGAGCUGCCGGACAGAGACGUAGAGCAGCUGAAGGCGCUGCUGUAG